This is a messenger RNA of Jaculus jaculus (lesser Egyptian jerboa), 4896 nucleotides long. It is a transcript of the gene Adamts16, whose product is annotated as ADAM metallopeptidase with thrombospondin type 1 motif 16. Gene Ontology annotation, molecular function: metalloendopeptidase activity. Lineage: Eukaryota; Metazoa; Chordata; Mammalia; Rodentia; Dipodidae. The record is from RefSeq and is a predicted model, not a curated record. Bases 27 to 3701 code for a protein of 1224 amino acids. Gene Ontology annotation, biological process: proteolysis; extracellular matrix organization. The transcript is spliced from 23 exons. Gene Ontology annotation, cellular component: extracellular matrix.
CCGAGCGCCCCUGGGUGACCCGGGCCAUGCGGGUCCCGGGCUGCGCGGCGCUCAGGCUGCUGCCGCCGCUGCUGCUGCUGUGGCUGCAGGCACCUGAGUGCGCCCUGGGAGCCGGCCCCGCAACGCUCGGGAGGAGCCGCCCUGGAGACCCGAGUGCCCCGGCGUCCGCGGGGCAUACGGGCUGGACGCACAGCCGCGAGUAUGACCUGGUAUCCGCCUAUGAGGUGGACCCCAGGGGGCACUAUGUGUCCCACGACAUCACGCACCACCAGCGGCGGCGCAGAGCGGUGGCCCAGGCAGGAGGAGACACUCUGCACUUGCGGCUGAAGGGAGCCAGGCUCGACCUCCACCUGGAUCUCAAGGCCGCCAGCACCCUGCUGGCUCCCGGGUUCAUGGUGCAGACUCUGGGAAAGGGAGGCACCAAGGCCGUCCAGAGGUUCCCGCCGGAGGACUUCUGCUUCUAUCAAGGCUCCCUGCGCUCCCAGAGGAAUUCCUCGGUGGCCCUGUCCACCUGCCAAGGUUUGUCCGGCAUGAUAAGAACCGAGGAGGCCGACUUCUUCCUCAAGCCUCUCCCUCCGCACCUCGCCAGCAGAGCGAGCGGCUCUCCCCAGGGUGGCUCUCCCUCUCACAUACUGUACAAGAGGUCCGCAGAGCCCCGGGCCCCGAGGGCGAAUGAGGUCCUGAUGGUGCCCCGGAAGCAGGAACUGGCAAGCUCUCCCAUGUACCGUGGCAAUCUUCGCCUCACCCUCCCACAAAAGCAGCAUUUCUGUGGAAGACGUAAGAAAUACAUGCCACAGCCCCCUGAAGAUGACCUCUUCAUCUUGCCGGAUGAGUAUAAGUCUUGCUGCCGGCGCCAUAAGCGCUCUCUCCUGAAGUCGCACCGAAACAAGGAACUGAACGUGGAGACGUUGGUGGUGGUUGACAGAAGGAUGAUGCAGAGCCACGGCCAUGGGAAUAUCACCACUUACGUCCUCACCAUCCUCAACAUGGUGUCUGCUCUAUUCAAGGACGGGACAAUAGGAGGGAACAUCAACAUUGCCAUUGUAGGGCUCCUUCUCCUGGAAGAAGAACAGCCAGGACUUGUGAUCAGUCACCAUGCCGACCACACUUUAACCAGCUUCUGCCAGUGGCAGUCAGGAUUGAUGGGGAAGGAUGGAACUCGCCAUGACCAUGCCGUCUUGCUGACGGGGCUGGAUAUAUGUUCCUGGAAAAAUGAGCCCUGUGACACUUUGGGGUUCGCCCCCAUCAGUGGAAUGUGCAGCAAGUACCGCAGCUGCACAAUCAAUGAGGACUCAGGACUUGCGCUGGCCUUCACCAUUGCCCACGAGGCUGGGCACAACUUUGGCAUGGUCCACGAUGGAGAAGGGAACAGGUGCAAAAAGACCGAAGGCAACAUCAUGUCCCCAACAUUGGCAGGACACAACGGGGUCUUCUCCUGGUCACCCUGCAGCCGCCAAUAUCUUCACAAAUUUUUAAGCACCGCCCAGGCUGUGUGUCUCGCGGACCAGCCAAAGCCUGGGAAGGAGUACCGGUACCCUGAGAAGCUGCCGGGACAGCUGUACGACGCCAACACGCAGUGCAAGUGGCAGUUUGGAGAGAAAGCCAAGCUCUGCAUGCUGGACUUUAAAAAGGACAUCUGUAAAGCCCUGUGGUGCCAUCGGAUUGGAAGGAAAUGUGAGACCAAAUUUAUGCCAGCGGCAGAGGGCACCCUGUGUGGACAGGACAUGUGGUGUCGUGGAGGACAGUGUGUGAAAUUUGGUGAUGAGGGCCCCAAGCCCACCCACGGCCACUGGUCAGCCUGGUCCCCUUGGUCCCCCUGCUCCAGGACCUGUGGGGGAGGGGUGUCUCACAGAGACCGGCUCUGCACCAAUCCCAGACCCUCUCACGGAGGGAAGUUCUGCGAGGGCUCCACACGCACCCUGAAGCUUUGCAACAGUCAGAAGUGCCCCCACGACAGCGUGGACUUCCGGGCUGCCCAGUGUGCCGAGUUCAACAGCAAACGAUUCCGGGGCUGGCACUACAAAUGGAAGCCUUAUACACAAGUAGAAGAUCAGGACUUAUGCGAACUCUACUGUAUCGCAGAAGGAUUUGAUUUCUUCUUUUCUUUGUCAAAUAAAGUGAAAGAUGGGACUCCAUGCUCGGAGGAUAGCCGUAAUGUUUGUAUAGAUGGGAUAUGUGAGAAAGUUGGAUGUGACAAUGUCCUUGGAUCAGAUGCUGCUGAGGACUCCUGUGGGGUUUGCCAGGGGAACAACUCAGGCUGCGUGACACACAGGGGCCUCUACAGCAAGCACCAGCACAGCAACCAGUAUUAUCACAUGGUCACCAUUCCUCCUGGAGCGCGGAGCAUCCACAUCUAUGAAACCAACAUAUCUACCUCAUACAUUGCUGUGCGUAAUGCUCUCAAGAGAUACUACCUGAAUGGACACUGGACUGUGGACUGGCCUGGACGAUACAAGUUUUCGGGCACUGCCUUUGAUUACAAACGUUCCUAUAAGGAGCCUGAGAGCUUGAGCUCUUCUGGCCCAACCAACGAAACACUGAUCAUAGAGCUUCUCUUCCAGGGCAAGAACCCGGGUGUGGCCUGGGAAUUUUCAUUGCCUCGGUCGGAAACUAAGAAGACUACAGCUGCCCAGCCCAGCUACACCUGGGCCAUCGUGCACUCGGAGUGCUCUGUCUCCUGCGGAGGGGGGCAGAUGAGCUCAAAGGAAGGCUGCUUCAGAGACCUGAGGGUUCAAGUGAAUGAAUCCUUCUGCAAUGCGGAGACCCGACCUGUCGCAAGGCCUGCGUCGUGCAAGGUGAUGGCCUGUCCCCCCAGCUGGUCCGUGGGAAACUGGAGCGCGUGCAGCAGGACAUGUGGAGGCGGCACUCAGAGCCGGCCGGUACGAUGCACGCGGCGGGCACGCUACCGCGAGGACCUGGCCCCAGCCAGCCUGUGUCCACAGCCGGCGCCUCCCAGCCACCGGCCAUGCAACUCUCAGAGCUGUCCACCAGCUUGGAGCACUGGGCCCUGGGCAGAGUGCUCACGGACCUGUGGGAAGGGAUGGAGGCAGAGGACGGUGGCGUGUAAGAGCACCAACCCUUCCGCCAGACCCCAGCUGCUGCCCGACGCCUUCUGCACGUCGGAAGCCAGGCCCCGGCCGCAGGAAGCCUGCCUGCUCAAGCGGUGCCGCAAACACAAGAAGCUGCAGUGGCUUGUGUCCGCCUGGUCCCAGUGUUCUGUGACGUGUGAAAGAGGCACACAGAGAAGAUUGCUAAGAUGUGUUGAGAAGUACGUGUCUGGGAAGUACAGCGAGCUGGCCUCCAAGAAGUGCCUGCAUUUGCCAAGGCCCGACUUGGAGCUGGAGCGGGCCUGUGCCCUGUUUCCAUGCCCCAAGCGUCCCCCCAGUGGGGCUGCAGGUCACCCACGAGGCAGCUGGUUUGCCUCGCCCUGGUCUCAGUGCACAGCCAGCUGUGGGGGUGGUGUGAAGACGAGGUCAGUACAGUGCCUGGUGGGGGGCCAACCGGCCUCGGACUGCUUCCCUCACCUGAAGCCCACGGCCUCCCUGGCCUGCAACACACACUUCUGCCCCAUUGCAGAGAAGAAAGACCCCUUCUGCAAAGAUGUCUUCCACUGGUGCUACCUGGUGCCGCAGCAUGGGAUGUGCAGCCACAAGUUCUAUGGCAAGCAGUGCUGUGGGACAUGCUACAAGUCCAACCUGUGAAGGGGACAGGCCAGCAGCAAGAAGACACCCGCUCAGACCGCGCCAGCAUACACACGAGCCGUGCCGUGUCCUUGGAGUGCGCCCAGGAAGAUCGGAGCUACAAGAAACAAGACUGUGUGGGCUCCUGACCUGGCGUGUGUGUGUGUGUGUGUGUGUGUGUGUGUGUGUGCGCGCGCGCGCGUGUGCGCAUGCAUGCGUACUCGCGUGCGUGUGCAUGUGUGUUGGGGCCCACACAUGCUUUCCUGCUGGGUUGCAAGUGAGGUGCUGUAGGCUAACCUACACUUAGGGUGGGAUCUGCGCUGCAGCCUGCAAGAAGCUGAGCUCACCCAUGCUAGAAUUCCAGCUCAACCAAACUCAAAGACAGGCAGAGGCGAGUAUGCUAAAUGCUAAAUGUUUGGUGCUUUGUAAAAAAAAAAAAAAAAAAAAAAAACAGGGAAAGACCAUGUAAUCAGAAAAACAUGUGAAAAGACUCCCACCACGCACAGCAGCCUCUCCUGCCUCAGAGACCCCUCUAUCAUCAGAAAAGGCCCAUGUGGAGUGGGGGGAGGCUGGGGCAAGAUGGGGAGCUCCUUGAUCUUCCCCCAGAUUUCUUCCUGCCCUAGGGGUUUAAAGGAGCGCAGGCCAUCCUUAAGGGGUCCCUGCUAGGAACUCUGCACUCUGCUCUGGGACUUUGCAUAUGGAAAUGGAAAAGGGAAUUAGGCUAUAAGGUGCUUCCUCCAGAUCCACACUCAUGGAUGGAGGAGAGAAGUCUUAGAUUUUAUCAUGUUUGCUUUCUCAUUUAUUUCCAGUGAGUUCCUAUCUAAACCUGUUCUUAGUUGGUUCCCAUUUUAACUGACAGAUAAGAAAUACAGAUUACAUGAAAAUCCAGCUCUCUCAAGAAAAGGCCAACAGCCCACCAUAGAAGAUGUAAGCAAGAUGGCUGAUGGCAUGGUUGUGUUUAGCCCCAGGUUUUGUUUUGAGUGCUGUGUGGUUGAUACCCACAAGUGUCUCCCAUAAGUUUGGUGUCUUCUGUCACCAGCUGAGAGCAAAGACCCUCCCAUGAGAGGCUUUGUGCAGGCUGCCAACCUGAUGCCCUCCCCAGUCAUCACUGGUGCUUAUUUCUGGUCUCCUCUCCCAGAGUGUGGCUCAUUUCCAAAUGGGCACUCACAUAUUUAUAUUUGCUGGAGUUUUAUAAUAAAUUUUCUAUUGUAUCCUG